Molecule: messenger RNA, 714 nt
Organism: Closterium sp. Naga37s-1
Lineage: Eukaryota; Viridiplantae; Streptophyta; Zygnematophyceae; Desmidiales; Closteriaceae
Source: the annotation of a GenBank genome assembly
AUGGGCGCGGGGGCGGGAGCUUCCGCGCGCGGAGGAGGCGCCCGCGGCGGCGGUGGGUUGCGCAGCUUUGGCCUUGGCGGGCGCACGAGCGCUGGUGCCUUCGGGGGCGGCGGGGGAGAAGAAGCGAUCGGGGAAGGCGCGGGCGCAGGCUUAGGCGGAGAGUCAACGACUGGCGCAGGCGCAGGAGCGGGGGGGUCGAUUGGGGGAGGGGCUGGCGGAGGAGCUGGGGGCUCCGCUGGGGGGGGCGCAGGUGGUUCCGCGGGGGGUUCCGCGGGGGGUUCCGCGGGGGGUUCUGCGGGAGGGAGAACGGGAGGUGCCGCGGGAGGCUCAACAGGGGGCGGAUGUCUCGCUAUAAGGGGUUUUGGAGGUCGUUUAACGAUUACAGGGGGGGCCGGAGGAGGUCUUUUGGGCGGAGGCGACGGGACUGGCGGAGGCAGGGUUGGCGGCUUUGGCGGCGGCCGCGCCAGCGGCUUCGGGGGCUUUGGCGGCGGAAACACAGGAGGGGGGAAGAGGAUCUCCGGAGGGGGCGCAGGUUGGAUAUCGAUCAUCGGCGGAGGGGGAUCGGGGAGAAGAGGGGGAGGCGCAUCUAUAACGGGCGGAAGCGGCGGCGGCGCAUUAGGGGGAACUUGCAGCGGAGGCGCGUUGGGCGGUUGCGGGGGAGGCGCAUCGAUGAUCGGCGCGCUGGGGGCUUGCGCGGGAGCGACGGAGCCCUGA